This is a messenger RNA of Panicum virgatum (switchgrass), 942 nucleotides long. Its product is annotated as BTB/POZ and MATH domain-containing protein 2-like. Gene Ontology annotation, biological process: protein ubiquitination. The coding region runs from base 1 to 942 and encodes 313 amino acids. Gene Ontology annotation, molecular function: protein binding. The transcript has a single exon. NCBI's taxonomy places the organism in Eukaryota, Viridiplantae, Streptophyta, Magnoliopsida, Poales, Poaceae. The record is from RefSeq and is a predicted model, not a curated record.
AUGCCGGGACCCUCGACGCCGCCGCACCCGCCGGAGCAGGGGGGGCUCCUGGCUUCCUCCCCCUUCACCGUGGGAGGGCACCGCUGGCGCGUCUGGUACUACCCCAACGGGGACGGCACGGCGACCAAGGGGUGGGUGUCCAUCUACCCCUUCCUCGACGAGGACGUCGCCGAGCCGGUGAGGGCGAGGUUCCGGCUCAGCAUGUUGUCGGAGAGGCGGGCGCUCUUCUUCCUCCACUACAAGGAAGAGCUGCUCUCUCAUCCCGAAGUGCAGCACGAUUUCACCAGCCGCAGCGGCUGGGGGUAUUCCAAGUUCUGCAAAAGUGAGGAUCUGGCUUCGCUGGUGCGUCGCCGCAGCGUCGACCGGUUCAGCAUCCGGUGCGACAUCGUCGUCCUCAACGGGUUCCGCACGGAGGAGGAGGAGGCGCCGUCGGCCGCCGUUCCCCCGUCCGACCUGCACAGGCACCUCGGCGACCUCCUCCAGAGCGGAAGGGGCACCGACGUGGUGUUCGAGGUCGGCGGCGAGGCGUUCGCCGCGCACCGGUGCGUGCUCGCGGCCCGGUCGCCGGUCAUCAGCGCCGACCUCCUGGGCGCGGCGAAUGACUGCGCCGCAGCAGCCGGCGUCGUGCGCGUGGACGGCGUGGAGCCGCGGGCGUUCAAGGCUCUGCUCCACUACGCCUACACCGACUCGCUGCCGGAGAUGGACAAGGAAGAGGAAGGCGCCAUCCUCCGGAACCUGCUCAUGGCGGCGGAAAGGUACGGCUUGCCGAGGCUCAAGACGAUCUGCGAGGACAAGCUGUGCAGGCUCCUUGACGUCGCCACUGUGGAGAUCGUGCUCGCGCUCGCGGAGCAGCAUCACUGCGACAGGCUGAAGGAAGCAUGCCUGCAGUUCCUCGCUGCUCCGGCGAACCUGCGGGCAGUCAUGAGAGCUCGUGGCAGGUAG